Colletotrichum graminicola M1.001 is the source of this 648-nucleotide messenger RNA. RefSeq lists its product as uncharacterized. NCBI's taxonomy places the organism in Eukaryota, Fungi, Ascomycota, Sordariomycetes, Glomerellales, Glomerellaceae. The record is from RefSeq and is a predicted model, not a curated record. The coding region runs from base 1 to 648 and encodes 215 amino acids. The transcript has a single exon.
AUGAACGGCAACGGCACAGCAAGGCCGAGCCCGAUGCUCGACUUCAAAGCCACACACCCGGGCAUCUUCACACAUGGCGCCCGAGGGUCGCCGUUGGCAGGAACAGAACACGAACUUCACAGGAGCAUUGUGCGGGACAUUAUCAAGAAGCGACGGGACCAGAGACGCGCGCGGCUACAGCAGCAGCAGCAACGGUGUCGGACGCACAGCAACGACACGACGCCGACGAAACCGACGCCGCCGAGCCGCAGCGUCACGCCCCUGAGGCGGCAGCCAAGCCAGAGCAGCAGCAAGCCUGACAGCCCGCGGUCGUGUGCCUCGUCCGACUUCUCGUCUGAGUAUUCAUCCGAUUUUUCGCCCUGCGUCUCGCCGCUGAUGGAGGACCUCAUGCUAGAGAUCAAGGAUGCGAUCCAGAGCAGUGGUACGCACCCCGAGCACGGCGCGUCGCCUAAGCGGUCCGCGUCGGCGUUCGACAUGGGCGACAUAUUCGAGCUGAUCGAGGAGGCCCAGAGGGAAUACGAGAGCCUGAGUCGUGAGUCACCUGCGGCGCAGCGGAGAAUCGAACCGCCUCGACAGCCGCGGUGGAGCUGGGAGAGCCUGCUGGACCAUUCGACAACGGAAGAGAGCCACUUGGCUUUGACCAGAUGA